GUGUACUGUACAGACCCGUUAGAGCAACUCAGUUCUCUACCUCUCUCCACGUCUCCUUCCACUCUACAGUCCACACACUCAAAUAUAUAUCCUCGUUCAUACAACACACAUCGAACAUGAAGGUUCAUUUUCUCCUCGCUUCGCUCGUUUCUCUGGCAAUCUGUGAUCCCGAGAUGACUGAGAGUGGUCUGGGUAUAGAGUAUAUCAGUAAACCUGACACCUGUGACCGGCUGGCUAGGAACGGUGACCUACUGGAGAUGCACUACACUGGAACCCUUGAGGACGGAAAGAAGUUUGACUCCAGCUACGAUAGAUCCGAACCCUUCAAGUUCCAGAUCGGAGUAGGACAGGUUAUCAAGGGUUGGGAGCAGGGCGUGGUUGGGAUGUGUGUUGGAGAGAAGAGAAGGUUGAUAGUUCCUCCAUCACUAGGAUACGGAGAUCAGGGAGCUGGAGAUAUCAUCCCUGGCGGAGCUACUCUUCACUUUGAUGUAGAACUGAUGGGAGUAGAGGAGGGACCAACUCCGGUCAAUGUUUUUAAGCAGAUUGAUAUGGACGGAGACAAGGCUCUGACGAGGGAGGAAAUCUCAAAAUUUGUUGAGACAAUGCAGAAUGCGGGUGGAGAACAGGGAGAGGAAGCUAGGAAAAUGUUGGAGGAUCAGGAUAAACUAGUUGAGGAGAUCUUUGCUCAUGAAGAUCAUGACAAGGAUGGAGUUAUCUCUCACGAAGAGUUCUCUGGACCUAAACAUGAUGAACUAUAAUUCACCCAAACCCUUCAAAACUUACUUAAUCACCCCCCUCCAUUUCUCCCCCCUCUCCCAUUCUUCCUGUCCUUCCCCUGUGAAUGAUAUUUAAAGUGUCCUUAUGUAAAUAAUUAAUCUUAUUUUAAGUUUAAAGCCUAUUUUCAUGGCUUAUGUUUAUUAUACAUACAUAACUGCAUUCAAUUUCUAUCGGUGCUUCCUAGAACACAUUCCCGAAACGAUCUUUGCAAAAUUUUUAACUUAGGAAUUCAAAAUAGUGAUCAGGAAUUCAAAAUGGAGGCCCGGAAUUCAAAAUGGAGGUCCGGGUCCCUCGGUAAAGAUCUGAAGCUGUGAUUUUUUGUUACAAAUAUGUUUUCUAGUUUUUUAAUACUCUUGUUAAUAAAAUUUGUCACAACAU
Molecule: messenger RNA, 1155 nt
Organism: Eurytemora carolleeae
Lineage: Eukaryota; Metazoa; Arthropoda; Copepoda; Calanoida; Temoridae
Gene: Fkbp14
Product: FK506-binding protein 2
Exons: 3
Coding region: 117-758 (213 amino acids)
Molecular function (GO): peptidyl-prolyl cis-trans isomerase activity; calcium ion binding
Source: RefSeq, a predicted model, not a curated record